Messenger RNA from Salvia splendens (bonfire salvia), 3215 nucleotides. Its product is annotated as WD repeat-containing protein 44. Bases 269 to 2926 code for a protein of 885 amino acids. The transcript is spliced from 7 exons. The record is from RefSeq and is a predicted model, not a curated record. Gene Ontology annotation, molecular function: protein binding. Lineage: Eukaryota; Viridiplantae; Streptophyta; Magnoliopsida; Lamiales; Lamiaceae.
UUACAUCACUACACGACACCGUUUCUCUCUCUCUCUCUCUCUCUCUCUCUCUCUCUCAUCCAUCAUCGGAUCUGAGUUCCCCAACGCGCCUAAACCCCUCUUCUUCCAAUAUUGUCCGAUCUCUCCGCUUCCCCACGCAAUCAUCCACUCCCCAAUCACAAUCUCUCUUUCCACACGCCGACGUGUGUACUAGGGAGGGGGAUUUGUGAUUCGCUCGGCGUGGACCGGCGCCGGUCGGUGACGGAUCGGGCAAUGUGAACCGGAAUCGAUGAGCAAAGCCGGGGAAGAAGAGGAAGACGACGAGGAGCGCUUCCACGACUCGCUCGACCGCUUGCUCUCUUCCUCCAACACUUCCUGCUCCUGCUCCCCUUCCGCCUCCGACGACGACUACGAUCCCCACCCCAAUUCCUCCAAUGGCGCCCUCCUCAACUUCCCCAGGGGCCUCUCCCGGAACUACGACCUCUGGAUCUCCCACCCGGCCUCCGUCGAGGAGCGCCGCCUCCGCCUCCUCACCCAGAUGGGGCUCAAUCGAGACCUCCGCCACCGUCCCUCGCAUUCCUUCUCCUCCGAUCGCCUGAACCCCAUUCUCGAGGCGUCUAACCCUCGUGUCGACGAUGAUAUCAAAAUCGUUGGUGGUGGUGCCGAUCGUGAUGCUAGGUCGUCUGCGAUGGUGAGAUCCAAGUCGGCCGGGGAGUGUAAUUCGAGUGAGGGGGAAGUUUGUUCCAGCAAUUCGGUGACAGGUGAGAGUGUUUUACGUGUAAUUAAUGAUAGUGAGGGGAGUAUUGAUACGCAUUGUCGUAUGGAGAGAUCGGCGAGCAGUAAUCGAUCGUCGGUGAGUAGUACGGUUUCUCCCAAUAAACCCCCAAAAGUGAAAAUUAGAGGCGAUUGUAACUGUAAUGGGAGCUCUGGUAUUUCAUUGGCCAUUCCGAAGAGUGGGGAGUUGAAUGGGGGUUUGGAGAGUAAUGGGGUUGAUGAUGCGAACGCCAUGUGUAUGAUUAAAAAUCUUGACAAUGGAAAGGAGUUUGUGGUGAAGGAGGUAAAGGAAGAUGGGACUUGGAAGAAGAUCAAGGAAUUGGGAACAGGGCGCCAGUUGACCAUGGAGGAGUUCUCAUCCGAAAUGUGUGUAGGGACGUCGCCAAUUGUACAAGAACUGAUGAGGAGGCAGAAUGUUGAGGAUGGGAACAAGGAAGGGUCGGAUCUACAUUCUGAUGGGAGCUUCGGCACUGCAUCUAAGUCGAAGAAGAGGGCGAGUUGGCUGAAAAGUAUUAAGAGUGUGGCGAGUUCUGUUACUGGACAUAAGGAUCGACGUAGUAGUGAUGAGAGGGAUACGUCUUCUGAGAAGGGUGGGAGGAGAUCAAGCUCCGCAACGGAUGACAGCCAGGAUGUAUCCUUUCAUGGGCCAGAAAAAGUUCGAGUUAGGCAGUAUGGGAAGUCUGUCAAAGAGCUCACGGCUAUGUACAAGAGCCAGGAGAUACAGGCUCAUAGUGGUUCAAUUUGGGCUAUUAAAUUUAGCUUGGAUGGGAAAUAUCUGGCUAGUGCUGGUGAGGACUGUGUGAUUCAUGUGUGGCAAGUGGUGGAAACAGAAAGGAAGGGAGAUUUCCUCUUUGACAGAUCGGAAGAUGGGAAUUUCAAUCUUCUGCUUCUAGCCAAUGGAUCUCCGGAGCCUUCAUCUGUAUCACCGAAUUUAGAAGGUCAUUACGAGAAGAAUAGAAGAGGGAGGUCGUCUGUAAGUAGGAAAUCCAUGAGUCUUGAGCAGAUUGUGGUGCCUGAGACAGUGUUUUCCCUCUUGGAGAAACCUAUAUGUUCAUUUCAAGGACAUUUAGAUGAUGUACUGGACCUAUCAUGGUCCAAAUCUCAGCAACUGCUUUCAUCUUCAAUGGAUAAAACGGUGCGGCUAUGGGAUUUAUCUAGCAAAUCUUGUUUAAAGAUCUUCUCACACAGUGACUAUGUAACAUGCAUCCAGUUUAAUCCAGUUGAUGAUAGAUAUUUCAUCAGUGGAUCCUUAGAUGCUAAGGUGCGAAUCUGGAGCAUUCCUGAUCGCAAAGUUGUUGAUUGGAAUGAUUUGCAUGAAAUGGUUACUGCAGCUUGUUACACACCUGAUGGACAGGGGGCACUUGUUGGUUCAUACAAGGGUAGCUGUCGGUUAUACAACACAUCAGAAAAUAGAUUGCUGCAGAAAAGCCAGAUCAAUCUACAGAACAAAAAGAAGAAGUCUCAUCAGAAAAAAAUAACUGGUUUCCAGUUUGCACCUGGAAGCACAUCAGAGGUCAUUGUCACAUCGGCUGAUUCCAGAGUUCGAGUCAUAGAUGGUGUCGAUCUAGUUCACAAGUUCAAAGGGUUUCAUAACGCAAACAGCCAAAUUUCUGCAUCCCUUACUUCUAAUGGAAAAUACGUGGUCUCUGCCAGUGAAGAUUCAUAUGUUUACGUUUGGAGACACGAGGGUGAAUCCCGACCUAACAGAAGUAAAGGUGUUAAGGUGACUCGAGCCUAUGAGCUUUUCCACUGUCAAGAUGUAUCUGCAGCAAUCCCUUGGCCUGGGCUCUUGUCCGACCCGUGGAACCUCCAAGAUAAUUGUGGCAGAGUGGCAAAUGGCACGAAUGAUCGCUUUGAGGAUCUAAACGAGUAUCAUCCGACUACGCCAGUUGGAGAAACCAAUGGCAGUGAAGAGUCGCUCUUACCAUCAGGGUGCAGCAACAGCCCCCUCAAUGGAUCUCUAUCAAGUGGAGCAAACAGCUACCUAUUUGAUAGAAUGACAGUGACAUGGCCUGAGGAGAAACUCGUGUCAGCUACUAAGAACCGUGUAAGCGUGGAGCUGCUGAACGGGCUUCAGCAGAGCAGGUCGGCUUGGGGUAUGGUGAUAGUAAGCGCAGGCCUCAGAGGAGAAAUAAAGACUUUCCAGAAUUUCGGAUUGCCCGUUCGAAUUUAGGCGCGGAAAUGGAGUUUGAAAAUCUGUGAAGUUUGCAACAAUUUGUACAGAUAUUCGGAGAGGAUGUAAUAUUAGCGAGUCUUCUUUUUUUUUUCUUUCAAUUUUUCAUUUUAAUGUGGGAAGGGAAGAGCCAAAUUAAAGGUGGGUUGCAUUGCAUGGUGUUGGGAGUAAAGAAGAAGAAAAGAUGGUUACAGCAUUCAGUUUAGAAACCGAUUUAUUUACACCAUAAUCGGUAAGUGUAGAUUUAAGGAUAUUGUUAUAUCAAUCCAAAUUCCUUACCAAUUCUUUA